Messenger RNA from Phodopus roborovskii (desert hamster), 2498 nucleotides. It is a transcript of the gene Pigb, whose product is annotated as phosphatidylinositol glycan anchor biosynthesis class B. Gene Ontology annotation, cellular component: endoplasmic reticulum membrane. Gene Ontology annotation, biological process: GPI anchor biosynthetic process. The transcript is spliced from 12 exons. The record is from RefSeq and is a predicted model, not a curated record. Gene Ontology annotation, molecular function: alpha-1,2-mannosyltransferase activity. Lineage: Eukaryota; Metazoa; Chordata; Mammalia; Rodentia; Cricetidae. The coding region runs from base 24 to 1652 and encodes 542 amino acids.
GGGCUGCAGGUGGCUGGGAGGAGAUGGAGCCCGAGGCCGGCGACCAUGGCCCGGCCUUACGCAGUCUCCACAGUCGCUCCGGAGAGAUGAAGUUGCGGAAGAGGAAGUCCACGCUGUACGUGAACACGCAGGAGAAGCACUCUCGUCGCCGCGGUCUUCUUGGAGAAAAUGUUUACCUGGUCUUAUUUACCAUCGCUCUUCGGAUAUUUAACUGCUUCCUAGUGCAGACAAGUUUUGUUCCUGAUGAAUACUGGCAGUCUCUUGAAGUUGCACACCACAUGGUUUUCAGAUAUGGUUAUCUGACCUGGGAAUGGACUGAGAGGCUGAGGGGUUAUACUUACCCCCUCAUCUUUGCAAGCAUUUACAAGAUUCUGCACCUUUUGGGGAAAGACAGUGUUCAGUUACUGAUCUGGAUUCCCAGACUGGCCCAAGCUCUUCUCUCUGCUGUCGCUGAUGUAAGACUUUACUCGCUCAUGAAGCAAGUGGGAAACCAGGAAGUGGCACAAUGGGUGUUUUUUUGCCAGCUGUGCUCUUGGUUCACGUGGUACUGCUGUACCCGAACCCUCACGAACACCAUGGAGACUGCCCUCACUGCAACUGCCCUUUUCUACUACCCACUGGAAGGCUCAAGGUCCAUGAACAGUGUGAAGUACUCUCUCCUGGUCGCACUGGCUUGCAUAGUCCGCCCCACAGCUCUCAUCCCAUGGGUGCCACUACUCUUCAGACAUUUCUACCAAGAACAGAGAAAGGUCCAUCUGAUCCUGUAUCACCUUUUACCUGUAGGAUUUAUAAUCUUCAGUUUGUCUCUGAUAAUUGAUCGUAUCUUUUUUGGCCAAUGGACAUUGGUCCAAUUUAAUUUCUUGAAAUUUAACGUGCUGCAGAAUUUGGGGACUUUUUAUGGCUCUCAUCCAUGGCACUGGUAUUUCAGUCAAGGGUUUCCAGUUGUCCUUGGAACCCACUUACCCUUCUUCAUUCACGGCUGCUUCCUGGUCCCAAGGAGGCUGCACAUACUACUGCUGACCGUGCUGUGGACACUGCUGGUGUACAGCAUGUUGGGCCACAAAGAAUUCAGAUUUAUCUAUCCAGUUUUACCAUUGUGCAUGGUGUUCUGUGGGUACUCACUGGCCCACCUGAAAGCAUGGCGGAAGGCAGCUCUGAGUUUCCUGCUUUUGUCAAAUGUGCUGCUGGCACUCUACACUGGCCUGGUUCAUCAGAGAGGCACUCUGGAUGUCAUGAGUCACAUUCAGCAAGCCUGCCCCAGAGGUCCUGACCCAGCUGCCAUCUCAGUGCUCAUCAUGAUGCCUUGCCACUCCACUCCUUACUACAGCCAUGUUCACUGCCCACUGUCCAUGCGGUUUCUCCAGUGUCCCCCAGACUUGACUGGAAAAACUCAGUAUCUUGAUGAAGCAGAUAUGUUCUACCUAAAUCCCUUAAGCUGGUUACAACAAGAGUUUGGAAGCAAUGCAUCACUGCCCACUCACCUGGUCACCUUCAGUGUUCUGGAGAAGGAGAUCCAUGCCUUCCUCACUUCAGGGAGCUAUGAGAGGACUGCUAUUUUCUUCCAUACUCAUUGGCCAGAGGGUCGAAUUGGAAGUCACAUACAUGUCUACGAACGAAGGUUAACCAGCAGAGUCAACACAGGAAGGAACUGAACAAUGAGGACGUCUGUCUGCAGAGAAGUUGGCAUAACUGAGGGAAACCAGGUGACUCGUGAAAUGAAGAGGAAGCCACUGGGGGACAGCUGUACCAUACACUGUACUCUGAGAAAACACCAAAGCGACGCCAGAUUUGAAAGAGACCUUUCGUUUUCCUCAUGGUGCAGUUUAUUGUUCUUCCAUAGCGUUCAGGUGUACAAGAGCGAUCACAAAAACAAGUCAGCAAGCUCUUCACAAGCCAACGGGCACUUGAUCCCCCAGAGAGACAAAAGCAUGAGAGUAGAAGGGUUAGAAGGGAGUCCCAGCUCACUCAAGCCAUACUGCACCUCACGACGGCACUUACUGCCCUGCACGAGCUGUGCUCGCUCUGAGCUCACCUACUCAAACCAAGCCCUGUUUCAUGCAGAGUGUUUCAUGCCCAACUUCAUUAAUAAAAUUAUCAUUUGGGGGCGGUGAUUAACAAACCCAAGCUACUGGGAAAUGCAAGUUAGUAAGCUUUGCUUUUGUGCAAUAGAAAGCCAUCAAACCAGUCUUUUGGAAAUGAAAAGACAGUUGUCUUGAGGAUUUCAUCUUAAUUUCAACACCAAACAAAGUAGAAAGCAUCUCCUAAUGUAAUCAUGAAUCAGUAUUUAGGGUCAAAAGGUAACUGCCCCAAUUCUAUCUCAAGGUUUGCCGUGUGUCUUCCGUUAGCGCGACUGUGUUUUUGCCAUUUACCUUCCCUCUGAUAAGGCUGUGGAUGAAGGUGCUUCUGCUCUUGUUUUCGGUGCCUGGAGUUUUCAAUAUUUACCAUACGUUGUUGCUUUUUAUCAGGUCGACUGAAAGUAGUAAACACAUUUUUUAUCU